This is a messenger RNA of Strigops habroptila (Kakapo), 2576 nucleotides long. RefSeq names its product E3 ubiquitin-protein ligase TRIM7-like. Gene Ontology annotation, molecular function: protein binding; zinc ion binding. The record is from RefSeq and is a predicted model, not a curated record. Bases 26 to 1498 code for a protein of 490 amino acids. Lineage: Eukaryota; Metazoa; Chordata; Aves; Psittaciformes; Psittacidae. The transcript is spliced from 8 exons.
GCAGAAGGUUGGGAGGUUUGGGAGGAUGCCCCUGUCCUACGCCUCUGCUCCGAGGAAGGAGGCCAUGGCCGCGGUAUUCCUGCCCGGCAACCUCCAGGACGAAGCCACUUGCUCCGUGUGCCUGGAGUUCUUCAAGGACCCCGUGUCCAUCGAGUGCGGGCACAACUUCUGCCGGGCGUGCAUCAUCAAGAGCUGGAAGGACCUGGAGAUGGACUUCCCCUGCCCGCAGUGCAGGGAGGUCUUCCAGCACAAGAGCUUCCGACCCAACCGGCAGCUGGCGAACAUGUCCGAGAUCAUCAGCCAGUUCACGCUGCGCGGGGCCAAGGGCGCAGAGGAGGACGGGCUCUGCGGGAAGCACCGGGAAGCGCUCAAGCUCUACUGCAAGGAUGACCGGAGAACCAUCUGCGUGGUGUGCGACCGGUCCCGCGAGCACCGCCCGCACGCCGUCGUGCCCGUCGACGAGGCGUCCGAGGAGUACAAGGAGAAAAUCCAGGGCCGCUUGGAUUUCCUGAAAAAGGAGAGGCAGGAGCUGCUGGAGUUCAAAGUGAACGAUGACAAGAAAACCCAGGAGCUCCUGAAAACCAUCGAGAGCGAGCGGCAGAAGCUGCUCUCAGAGUUCGAGAGGCUGCGGCAGUUCCUGCACGACCAGGAGCACAUCCUGCUGGGGCAGCUGGAGAAGAUGGAGAAGAACAUCGCCAAGAGGCAGAACGAGAACAUCACCGACCUCUCCAAGGAGAUCACGCUCCUCAACAAGCUCAUCACGGAGCUGGAGGAGAAAAUCCAGCAGCCCAUGCUUGAGUUCCUCAAGGAUGUAAUGAGCAUCAUAAGCAGAAGUGACGAUGUGAAGUGCCAGAAGCCUGUGCCCGUGUGCACGGACAUGAAGAUGCACAUCUGCAACUUCUCCCUCAAGACCGUUGUCCUUGAGAAGGUCCUAAAGAAAUUCAGGGACAACCUGCGCGAUGAGCUGGGACGAGGUGAAAAAGAGGACCUGACCCUGGACCCCGACUCUGCAAACCACCUCCUCAUCCUUUCCGCCGACCUCAAGAGCGUGAGGAUGGGCUGCAGGAAGCAGGAGCUGCCCGAUAACCCCAAGAGGUUCGACACGAACUCGCGGGUGCUGGCCACCACGGGCUUCAAGUCGGGAAGACACUACUGGGAGGUGGAGGUGGGCGCCUCGGACGGGUGGGCUUUCGGGGUGGCCAAAGAGUCCGUCAGGAGGAAGGGGCUGACGCAGUUCUCCCCCGAAGAAGGGAUCUGGGCAGUGCAGCAGAAUGGAGGUCGCUAUUGGGCUGUCACCUCGCCCCAGCGCACGCCGCUGUGCCUCAGCCAGAAGCUCAGUAAGGUCAGGGUCUACCUGGAUUAUGAAGGGGAAGAGGUUUCCUUCUACAACGCCGACAACAUGCAGCACAUCUUCACCUUCAACGUGGCCUUCCAGGAGAAGGUGUUCCCCCUCUUCUCCGUCUGUUCCACCAUCACCUACAUCAAACUGUGCCCAUGAGGCUUCUCUGAGGACCUGGCCCCGUGGUCUUCACUGGAUGAGCACAAGAGACUCUUGAAUCAGCCGUGCAGCCCAGAUCAGCUGAGAGAGGGAUGGGUAACCAGGUAGUGAGGGGAAACCAUCCCAAUGAGGAGCACAGUGAGGAUGCUCAGCCCCUUUUGCUGGGCUCUAUGAGCGGUUAGAAGGGACCCAGCUGGAGUUUCUGGCUUCUUUCCUCCUUGCUCCUGCUGGGAAGGUUGGUCCCCGGUGAAGGGGAGGUACCUGGUCACUUAUUCCAGCUGCUCCUCCUAAAAUCUGCAAUAAUAACGUACUCCCAAGGCUAUUUUUGUGAUGCUGAUGUGGGGGUCUGAGCCCUCCCAGGUGAUCUAAACCCCAAGGCCACCAAGAUCUGACCCGUCUUGGAGUCAAGAUGGGGUUGAAGAGAUGCUGUGAGCUUUCGGUUGCCCUCUCCAUCAGCUUCGAGUGCUUCAGUUCUCCGUGCAGGGCAGGAAGGAGGUGUCGCUGCUACUGUGGGAAAGGCUGAAAGGUGCUUGGUUUUCUGUGAACCCACAGAAGUUCCUGUUGCUCAGGUGUUUUUGGCCACUGGACAUGAGCAAGAGCCAUGUUUCUGAGUGUUGGUGCUCCUGUGUAACUCCUCCUGAGGUCCCCUCUGGGCAGAAGAUGGUUUCAUUAUAACCCCUCAAGGGUUUCCUGCUUUGUCCAUAGUGAUGUAGACUUUGGGUGCCGAACCUUGUGUUUCCUCUUCACUGCUCCCUUCUCAGCAAAGCCACCCAUUUACCUUCAUCUCCUGUUUUCUUUUCCUCUGGCAAUCCUCCCUUUUGCCAAGAGAGCAGAUGUUUCACGUGGGCUUUCCUUGGGUCACCAUGGCUUUUGCCAAAACAAAGCAGCCUUUACAACAUAAUAAGUGUUUUAUUGUCCGAAGUGACGAAACCCGCGAUUUCUGGUUUGGGGACAUUGCUGGUUGGUUUCUUAACCUCUUCUAAUAACCUGCAACCCUCAGGAAGCGAAACAACAUCUGACCCUCCCAGGCUGUUCCUAGCCCAUGUGCUGGCAAUAAAAUGUGAAGGUGCUACCUGCA